AAUAUAUUAAAGGGCUCCCAGCACGGGGCGCGGCGCAGAGCGAGGCGAGCGGCGGGAGCGGGCAGCGCCGGGACAGCCUCAACGGGCCAGGCCCCGGUGCGGCCGUGAUGGCGGCGGCCAUGCUGGGGGCGGCCAUGUCGCGGCGGGUGCCGGUGGUGGACGUGCAGAGCGACAACUUCGCGGAGCUGUGGCCCUGCAUGGUGCUGGCGCUGCGCUCCGCCACCUUCGUCGCCGUGGACACGGAGCUGAGCGGCCUGGGCGCCAGGAAGGCGCUGCUGAGCCCGUGCAUCGAGGAGCGGUACCGAGCCGUGUGCAGCGCCGCCCGGACGCGCUCCGUGCUCUCCCUGGGCGUCGCCUGCUUCAGGCAGCUCCCCGACAAGGUAACGGGGCUGCCGCUGGGCACCGGGAGCGGGGCCGGGGUCCGGUGCUGUGCGCGGCCCCGCCGAGCCGCCCCCGGCUCCCGUGGGUGCGUGCGGGGCUCUGACCGCUGCCUUGUGCUCCCCCGCCUUCCGCAGCCCGAGCACACGUACCUGUGCCAGGUGUACAACCUGACGCUGCUCUGCACGGAGGAGUACGUCGUGGAGCCGCAGUCGGUGCAGUUCCUGGUGCAGCACGGCUUCGACUUCAACAAGCAGUACUCGCAGGGCAUCCCCUACCACAAGGGCAACGACAAGGGCAAUGAGAACCAGAGCCAGAGCGUUCGGACUUUUUUCCUGGAACUCAUACGAGCGAAAAAGCCUCUCGUUCUCCAUAACGGCCUGAUUGACCUGGUCUUCCUGUACCAGUGCUUCUACGCUCACCUCCCAGACAACCUUGGCACUUUCACCGCUGACCUCUCGGAAAUGUUUCCAGCAGGAAUAUACGACACCAAAUAUGCUUCGGAGUUUGAGACCCGCUUUGUGGCAUCCUACUUGGAGUAUGCUUUCAAGAAGUGCAAGCGAGAGAACUGCAAGCUCAGGGACUCCAGCAGCCAGCACCUCACCGUUGAGUUCUGCAACUACCCUGAGAACAUGUCCCACUACAUUGACUAUCGCCACUGCUCUCUGGAAGAAGCAAGCCGCAGCGUGGGAGGGGCAAAUAACGUGCCUGUCUGCGAGAAAUUUUCGGCCUACGGCUGGUGUCCAAAUGGGGUGAAGUGUCCCCAGUCGCAUAACAUCGACCUCAUAAUUGACGAGGACGACAAGCUUUCGGAGAAGCGGAAGAAACGCAAACACAAAUGGAAGCGGCGGAAGAACGCGGAAGAACCUGCAAAGGUGCUUGAACAGGAAAGCUUAGGGAAAGAAAUGGAGGUAGUUCAGAACGGGGAGGAGGGACCGCCGCGAAAGCAGAGCUGCUAUGAAGCCGCUACAGAGGCGGCGGAGAUGACACCCAAUGAUGAUGACUGGCCACUGGAGGAGGAAAACGCCGCUGCCAUGGCACCAGAGGCCAGCUCAGACACCAGCACACAUGCUAGAUGGGAAGAGGAUCUGGGGAGCACUGAAGAACCUGCUGACAUGAGCCCUUCUGCCAAGGGAAACGCCUCUGACAGUGACCAAGUGGAAGGGAAGUCAGAGAUCCCUUCAGGAGCAGCCUCAGCCAGUCCCCCAGACAGCCCCAAGACUGAAGCAGCGUGUGCUGCAGGAAAGCAAAAGGAAUCCCAGGAGCUCCCUUCGCAGGGGGGCAUCCACCGAGCUGGUUUUGAUGCCUUCAUGACUGGCUACAUCAUGGCUUACGUCUGGAUGCUCAAGAAAAGAAAAAGCACAGAUGGUAGCGCAGAGCCGUGGUGUCCAGACUGUCAUAAUAAACUGUACCUGAGUGGGAAAUCGGUGCCACUUCAAAUAGUGAAGAGCUCCUUUUCUAAAUCUUCCAAAGCUCACAGCCGGAAGAUGAAGUUAGCCUGGGACAGCACACAGAGCUAGGGGGACUCCUGGCUGAACUGGGCUUUUUUCCCGCCCUCAAGUGUUGAAGUUCUUUAUUCUAUCAAAAGUUGACUAGAAAGGGAGCAAAUUUCUUAUCAGUGGUUUUGUUUUAACGUCUUGACUAAUUAAAUUGCUCCCAGUUGGA
Messenger RNA from Cygnus olor (mute swan), 2043 nucleotides. RefSeq names its product target of EGR1, exonuclease (gene TOE1). Gene Ontology annotation, molecular function: snRNA binding; 3'-5'-RNA exonuclease activity; metal ion binding. The record is from RefSeq and is a predicted model, not a curated record. Gene Ontology annotation, cellular component: Cajal body; cytoplasm. The transcript is spliced from 6 exons. Gene Ontology annotation, biological process: snRNA 3'-end processing. Bases 108 to 1898 code for a protein of 596 amino acids. Lineage: Eukaryota; Metazoa; Chordata; Aves; Anseriformes; Anatidae.